AAUACACACCUUUAAAUCUCAUCAAUUUGUAUGCUGGCAUAAGUUAAGACACAAAACAUGGAACAAUUCUUUCACAAGUACAGCUUUUCUUCACACCAUUUAAUAAUGCAAACAACUGUUCAGAGCAAACAUAGAUUUUAUCUGCUUAAAAGGAAAGUGACGUGUAACCUUCCUUUCAGGGAAGCUGUUUGAUUUACAAACACUUUAUAGAGCGCUCUUUUUGUUUGUUUUCAUGGAAUACCAUGCAAUCAGAAAUGAAAGUCUUCCAGGUAACAAGGGUAGUCACAGCGAAAUCCUACCAAAAGAUGCAUGGAGAUAUUUCUGUACACAAUUACAUCUUUCAGGUCAGUGCAAAAAUAAUUAGUAUUUCUGCCACUGCAAACUAUGAUGCUUAUUUUGGAUCAAACUUUUAUUUAACUGUGUUCAUGUUGCAUACUAUUUUGAAGUGCACAAUUUGCUCUACUUAUUUAUGCUGCUGAUAUUUUUUUCACUGCUUAUUCUUUUUUAUGUUUUCAGAAAAAAACUCCUUUUUUUCGGAAAACACUUCAGAUUUCAAACCACAUCUGAUACUUGCAAAGGUAUUUUAUAUUCGGCCAACAUGAACAAAGAUUCUUUCCUAUUUCAACUAAACAAUUUCAGCAUUGCUUCUACAGGGCCAGGUGUAGGAAAGCGUCACUUACCACAACUGACCACAAAGUGGUGCUAUUUCAACAAAAAUUGAUUUUAUUUUGUCCAUAAAAGGUUUGUGAAGUGCUCAAAAACUUUUUAUGUAAUAAACUUUUGCUUUCAAAACCAACCCACAAAAGAAACAGAUUUCAUGUUAACUCUUGUCAAAACUGGCUGAUGAUAACAUGUAACCAAAGCUGUCCAUAGAAGAAAUGUUUUAUUUUAAGCUUUAUCUUCUAAGCUGCUCUGGGCAGGCCCCAGGAGGAGCAUUCAGCUCAUCUUACCUGCUUUGGACAUUGAUUGCAUUUCAUAGAGUGAUAGAAUCAUAGAAUCAUUAAGUUUGGAAAAGACCGCUGAGACCAUCCAAUCCAAAUGUCAGCCCAACACGACCAUGCCUGUGAAACCAUGUCCCGAAGUAGCAGAUCUACAGUUUUUUUUGACAUCUCCAGGGAUGGUGACUCCACCACUUAGCAGGACUGCCUCUUCCAAUGCCUUACCACUCUUUCGGUAAACAAUUUUUUUCAAAUAUCCAAUCUGAACCUAUCCUGGCUCAACUUGAGGCCAUUCCCUCUUGUCCUAUUUCUUGUUACUUGGUUGAAGAGACCAGCAUCAGCCUUGCUAUAACCUCCUUUCAGGUAGUUGGAGAGAGCGAUAAUGUCUCCCCUCAGCCUCCUCUUUUCUAGCCUAAACAUCCCCAGUGACCUAGUUCUCAUAGCUUCGUUUCCCUUCUCUGGAUGCACUCCAGCCCCUAAAUGUCUUUCUUGUACUGAGGGCACCAAAAUUGAACACAGUUUCACCAGUGCCGAGUACAGGGGGACAAUCCCUUCCCUGCUCCUGCUGGCCACACCAUUGCUGAUAGAAGCCAGGAUGCUCUUGACCUUCUUGGCCACCUGGGCACAUUGGUGGCUGAUGUUCAGCCACUGCCGACCACCACCUCCAGGUAGUUUUCCACCAGUCAGCUUUUCCUGAAGUCUGUAACUUGCACUGGGUGGUUGUGAGCCAACUGUGGGACCUGGCACUUGGCUUGGUGAACCUCACACAACUGACAUCUGCCCAUCCAUUCAGCCUGUUCAGGUCCCUCUGCAGAGCCUUCCUGCCCUCCAGCAGAUCGACACUGCUGCUCAGUUCGGUGUCAUCUGCACAUUUAGGGUGAGAGUGCUCACUCCAUCCCUUCACAGAAUCAUAGAAUCAUAGAACAGUUUGGGUUGGAAGGGACCUUGAAGAUCAUCCAGUUCCAACCCCCUGCCAUGGGCGGGGACAUCCCACUAAAUCAGACUGCGCAAGGCCCAUCCAACGUGGCCUUGAACACCUCCAGGAAAUGGGGCAGCCACAGCUUCCCUGGGCAACCUGUGCCAGUGUCUCACCACUCUCAUGGUGAAGAAAUUCUUCCUAAUGUCCAGUCCAAAUCUGCCCCUCUUCAGGCUAUACCCAUUCCUUCUAGUCCUAUCCCCAUAAGCCUUUGUAAACAGCCCCUCUCCAGCUUUCCUGCAGCCCCUUCAGGUACUGGAAGGUCUCUAUAAGAUCUUGGAGUCUUCUCCAGGCUGAACAAUCCCAACUCUCUCAGCCUGUCCUUGUAGCAGAGGUGCUCCAGCCCUCUGAUCACCCUUGUAGCCUCCUCUGGACCCAUUCCAACAGCUCCAUAUCUUUCUUGUGUUGAGGAUCCCAGAACUGGACACAAAACUCCGGAUGAGGUCUCCCAGGAGAGGAACAGAGGGGCAGGAUCCCCUCCCUCCCCGCUGUUCCCGCUGCUUUGGAUGCAGCCCAGGACACUGUUGCCCUUCUGGGCUGUGAGCGCGCACUGCCGGCUCGUGUGGAGCUUCUCAUGGACCAUCACCCCAAGCCCUUCUCCACAGGGCUGCUCUCAGGCACUUCAUCCCCAUCGCGUACUGCAAACGGGGAUUGCCCCCCCCGCCCCCGCCCGGGUGUUGCCAUGGCGACAGAGGACGCGGAGCGGUGCAGGCGCCGCCAUGGCUGCCUACAGCCCCCGGGGGCUCCUCGGGAACUGGGAGGCGGCGGCUCGGCAGGAGGAGGUAGCGUGGAGCCGGGUCCCCAUGUCCUUUCUGGCCCCGGGGAGCCUCCCCCGCCCCUUCGGUUUUCCCCUCGAUCCUUUACAUUCGGUUUCAACCUGGCGCCUCUCCUCUGCCAGCAGGACCUCCUGAGGGAUUUUCUGCGUAAAAGAGAACGAGGAGAACUUUUAAUACAGAAAAUAAACAAACUUGAGGAUAAACUUUUUAAGAAGAUACAGCUGUCAGUAUCUAAGGAUGGUUUUGUUCAUUUUGGAGACACUGUGAUGCUUAUGAACCCAGAGAGCCAAUCCUCAGUGGAGAAUCACCCAGGAGUGUGCAGCAGUCUGACUUUGGCAGUUUAUCUGGAUAUAACAUCCAUAUAUUCGGUGGAAUCAUUGCAAGCCCCAUGUGAAGUUAGUGCAGUCGAGAGUGUGGACCCUGUGGGUCGAAAUACUUUUUGUAUUUUAAGUGUUGAUGGAUCUGCAGUGGGUGAACCAAUAAGGUUUGGGCAAAACUUUGGCCUUGGGACAACAGGAGGGCUUUCUGAACAAAUGUUCUAUCUAGCAAGUGACCAUAAAUCAUUUACAAGAUUUGCUAAAAAAUCUUGCCUUCAGCAAGUAUAUUUGUCAGAUGAGCUUUCCUUUUUGACAUGCUGGCAAGCUAACUUCUUGGAUCCACAGCUGCGUCUGGAAUGUGAAGGACUACCAGUUCCUGCAGACUCCAAAAUAGUGAUUACUCAUUGCUAUACUAAUCGGAGCUUAGCCAUUCCAAGGAACUUUUGGACAAGCUCUUAUUUUGGAAAAGAAUAUGAGGUAAUUUGUCACACUUACUUGGACUCCCAUAAAGCUGAAGAAGAUAAGAAUUACUGGGUAAUAGUUACAGGAAAUGCCAGCGAUGAGGGUGGUACAAUGAUUGAUAGAUCCAACCCUCACCCAAGUGGAAUAGGGAAGAAUGAGUUUUCUGAAGAGACAUAGAAUUUAAAAAUCCCAGACUACAAUCAACAGAGGUUGAAGACUUUCUGAUUCUUGUGUUUUCUGUUCUGAUUUUAGAGGUGUUUGUUUUAAAAACGGAAAUUAUUGCCUACCAUUAGUAGUAUUGUAUAAUCUCAUUAACACAAAGUUAUACAAAGGGGCAAAACCUAAUAAAAUUGGAUGAACCCUGCACAACAUCAAAAAAGCGUUAACUGGGAAGGGUUCAUUUUCCCAUUUUCAUAUUCAGUGGUGGCAAAAGAUGUCAGAAUCUAGGAAAUCUAAUGUAUUUUUACUUCCUUACUGGCAUUCAGAGUGUAUUUAACCAGUUCUUCCAAAGCCAAAUCAAUUUCCAAAACACUGAAAAUCAAACUCAUGCAAGUUAUCAUGGGAUACUUUUUCAUUGGAAGUUCAUCUGAAAGAAAAUUCGUUGUUGAGCUUGUUCCACGUUACCUAGCACAAUAUUGCCAAUUAUUAAAAAUCACAAAUGAGGUCUCUUUUAUCUUGAUAUUGGCUUCAGAUUUAUGGGAAUUAAUUAAAAAAGGUAUGAAUUGAGGUUUUUUACCUUUGUCCAUGUAUUCUAAACACUUAAAUAACACAUAAUCAAGAACUUGAGCACAGCAAUAGAGACUAGAAACUUCUGACAGCCUUAUUCAUGUGUCAUCAUGUUCUUUUUGCCUCUUCCCCUCACAGCUUUUCAAUCCAUAAUAAUUUCUAUCAAGUUUGACAGCGAGGUGAAAUUGUCAAAGAAUAUUAAGCCUGAAACAAAGUUUCAAGAGAACAAAUGCCAAAGCAGAAAAAGAAUAAGAGACACCAUAAAUUUAUCCAAUAAGAAAAAGAUCAUAGUCUAUGUUCAUACCUAAUUAGACACCAGAGAAUCCACCUGUAAAAAAUUGCCCAAGAAUGGUAGAAAUUUCAGCUGGAGCUCACAUUUUCUUAUACUUUAAAAUCAACCAAGCAUGAGACACACAGACAUGGAAAACAGAUGUUAUUACUUCAUAGAGUUACCUGUCUUUAUAUGGAAGCUGAGACAGCACCACAGAGUAUCUUCUUAAUUUAUGACAUUCCGUUAAAUCCAUUUAGUAAAGUUACACGUAUACAUAUUCCUUUUUGUACUGUACUACAGAAGCAGUCUCUCUCUGCAUAAAGUAUGUGAAUUUCUGAGUAAAAUACUACGUUAAUCUCCAUUCUCAAAAAGGAUUCCAUGAUUUUCAGUGUUUAUAAAGAUCAAAUAGAACUUUUUAAGUUUCACCGAAAUAAACCAACAAAACGUUCACAGAAGAAGGGACCAGUUGAAACAUAUUAUGUCUUCAAGCUCUAUCCCAAAUAGACUAUCUGUUCCAAACCCUCUAUUUCAAUAGAAAUUAAACAAGCACACUGUAGAAGACCCUAAGUAGCACUCAGCAUACAGGGUCUCAAGGCAAAGAGAUCGAUGAUGACAGGCUUGCUUUGGGAGAACAUAUCGCAAUGAACAGUUCUUGAAUCACACUCCUCAUGUGCAGACCUUCAAAGGCCUGUUAUAGAUGGGGUAUUAUAGAGGAAAUUAUCUCUAGGAACUUUUUCUUUCUAUGUAAAGGGAUGAUACCCGACGUGUGGCAAAUGAUGCUUUCUACAGACGCGUUGCUAUUACUCCAAUUUACAGAGACUGAAAUUCUAAACAUUUUUAUGAUAGAUACAUGAAAUUCUGCUUUGAUUUUGUAGGUAUUCAACGAAAAAAUAACUUAGGCUGCUUGAGCGCACUGUAGUGUUACUAGUUUGAACAUUGUGGACAUUUAUUGGUAUUAGUGAUAGCUACUUCAAAUCUGACAAAGCCUCUUUCAUCUUGGUUAUAUGUAAGAAACAAGAAGAGGACUUAAACCAAAACCAUUGCUGAAACAAAGCUUUGUGUGAGCUCAUGCAGAAAUGAGAACUGUGUGGGCAAAGUGCUGGUUAGUGUUAUGGACAGGAGUGUUUGUGUGAGUGUCUGUACGUUAGUGUGGGAGAGAAGCAAUGCAGGCUGUACAAACAGCAGUUUUGUAAGCCUUAGAGGAAAACCAGAGAAAUAAACACAGAAAUAAGUACAGAAGUAGGUAAUGUUUGAAUUAGGUGCUGAUUAAAAGCAGCUUGGAGACUCUUGUGCGUGUUUUGAUUAGUCUGCGCUCAUGGGAAAGGAGUUCCAGAGCUCUUGGAAAAUAAACAGCGUUGAAUCAAAGAUUUACGAUUCCACUAUCAGCUCUUCUUCUUAUCUAACACAGUUUUAAAACUACAGAUUUGUGCAUAGCUUCUUAUAUCAUAUAAUACAUAUUUAUAAUUCAGCUGAUUUGCCAUAUUGAUUACAGAUACUUAUCUGUUACCCAGUUUUUCUUUUAAAAACUGUUUUUUAUGCUUCUCAAUAUUGUCCACAUGAUGGCACCACAAUUUUCUAAACAGCACAAUCAUUGCUAAGUAGGUAAAACAACCUGAAACGUUUAAAAUCAAAUAUAAUUCCCUGAUAUAAUGCCACAAAAGCUAACCAAGUUAAAUCAGGAUUAAAUUCUGGAUUAGGAGAUGUCAUUAACAAUUUAUCACGUUUUUUGAAGAUUAAGCAACAUUGGUUGAAGUUAAGCAACAACGGUAGAUAGGAGAACACAGAACCGUGUUUUGCAUACAAUCAACUUUUUAAAGCUAAUUGGUGUAUUAAUUUGUAAUUGAAACAUACUUAAAGGAAAUUAUCUUUACGAGCUUUUUGUUUGAUGUUCUAUGUAAAGCUAUGAAACCUGAUGUGUGACAACAGCUGCAUGUUUUUAUAGGGGUAUUAUUAUUACUUGCUCCAAAUUGUAGAGAUUAAAAUUCUGCAUAUUUUCACAAGAGAUUGAUGUAAUUCUGCUUUCGUUUUGUAGGUAUUAAACUAGAAAAACUUAGGCUGAGUAUAAUGCGCUGCAGUUUCUAGUUUGGCCAUUGUGGACAUUUAGCAAUAAACAUGGGAUUUAAUAUAAAGAAUUACAGAAUUAAAUAUUAGUCCAGAAUUUGAAAAAUCCUGCAGCUGCCACUUUUUGACACAAUAUGGUCCCAGUGGACUGAGUACUGGAGAUCUGAACGAGGCACAGACCUGACCAUUGUGUAGCUGAGGUCUGGCACUAUAGUUUGCUUGUCCUAGUAUUGCGUAUCAUGAAAUAUGGACAGUGAUGCUUGCCUCAUUUACAAAGCACUAUGACAUAUAACAAUGGAAAGAAAAAUCAUGUAUUUUAAGAAAGCUUUUAAUAUUCCUUCCAAAUUAGAAUCAAUAUGGAUAGCUCUACAAAAGCACAUUGUGGGAAAAUAAAACUUGCUUUGCCUCCAUUCCAGCCUGCUCAAGAGCUGUUAGCAUAAAGCUGAUCCUGAGCUAUUAGACCUUUCUAAGGGACAGGGUACAUUAGUUCAGAUUUAGUGCAGUGCUAAUAUAGCUUUUCAUAAGCCUGAGGUGCAGAGAGAACUCACAGCUGCACUUGUUUUUUUGCAAGCGUGUGUUAGCAGCAUAAUAUUGAAGUAAAGAAAAGGUCCAGAGAACUCAAAGAGUCUGCAAAGAAAGGCAUCACCCUUCUAGUAAUCUCACACAUUGGUAACAGUGGAAAAUGAAAAUCCAGUUUUAAAUCUGCCUCUUCACUUUCCUCCCUCUUUUGCGUACUUCUCCAACUCAUAUUUCACAUCACAUCACUUCUCCUCUGCCAUGUAAUCCAGC
Messenger RNA from Cuculus canorus (common cuckoo), 7316 nucleotides. RefSeq names its product cilia and flagella associated protein 161 (gene CFAP161). Gene Ontology annotation, biological process: cilium assembly. The coding region runs from base 2489 to 3646 and encodes 385 amino acids. Gene Ontology annotation, cellular component: motile cilium. Lineage: Eukaryota; Metazoa; Chordata; Aves; Cuculiformes; Cuculidae. The transcript is spliced from 6 exons. The record is from RefSeq and is a predicted model, not a curated record.